GCUGAGGAGGGGGAGAUUAACCUGACUGUGAGAGUUGUACUUUAAAACAGCACAGCAGGCAGAGCACUCACUCACACCCAACUGGGAAAGCAGAACUCAUAGACUAAGAAGACUCAACUGCAACACAGGAGGGUGCUGGUGGCUGUUUGUGGAGCUGCCUGGGAUUUUUAGAAGUUGUCUACUAAAAUAAGAAUAUCUCAUUGAAGUGCAACCAACUGAGAACCCCAGACAUCUGAGAGAGUAAGUGAAGACAGCAGCACUAGCAGAGCAUUGGACUGGGCAAGAUGGACACUGGCCCAGCAUUGGCACUGGUAGGUGAGGGUCCUCCAGAAGGUGAGACUGUAUGUGCAGCCUUGGCACGUUAUGAGACCACACUGCAUGAUGCUGUGCGUGAGAUCCACGUGGAUGUCAGUGCAUUCAAGCUGGGUGUGGAGAGGCGCCUGGAAGAAGCGCUGCACAUGAGUGGCCCGCUCGGCCGAGCCGUGGCCCAGUUGCAGCAGGAGAACCGGCAGCUCCGUAGCCAGCUGGAGGCCCUUACUCGCCAGGUGGAGAUGCUGACGGGCACGGUGUGCGACAGGAGUGCUCUUCUGGGGUCGGGAUCGAUGCCAACCCGUCCCCAAAGUAUCACAACAGUAUCCCAGUCACCACUUUCACCCAGCAAUGCAACGACCCCCAGUGGCUCUGCCUCCAGCCCCAUUGCCACACGCUUUUCCAGCAGAGCUACCUUCUCUGUCAGCAGCAAGAAUAACAGUAUUGAGCGGGAAGAACCCAUUGAGGUGGAUCCAUCUCCAGCCCCCUUUAAAUUGGCAAAUGGACACACAUCCACAGCAGAAAACUCGACUGUGCCUACAAGAGAGAUUUCUCCAACCACUGUUGUGUCACAACAAAACUCUUCACCUCUAUCUAUGGCAAUGCCGCAUUUGCCAAUCACUGCCACUACCAAGAUAGCUGACUCUUCUGGCUUGAAGAGCCCUGAAUCACCAAGCAGCCCAAUGCAGACACUGCCAUCUGUAACAGAUACACAGCCCAAUAGCAACCCAGGUUCCAGUAAUAGCGAGCCACAACCUGAAUCUCCAGUUCAUGCAGUGUCUUCUGUAAAAACAUGGACUCCGGGUCCAGUAAGGACAAUGGGUUAUUCAAGUAUCAACGAGAAAAUGUCUUCUUCUGUGCCCUCUAAAUCGGUGGUUUAUUCAGGUUACUCUCCUCUCAACCAGCACCUCACAGAAAGGAAUGCAGAUAUUGCAGGAGAGCUGUCCUUUGGUAGGGGCAUGGAGCGCAAGCGUGAGCUCGUGAGGUCUCAAACUCUCCCCCGCAGCAUCGGAGCCCAGGCACGCAGGUCAAUUUUUGAGCGACUGGAUUCUGAGAACAGUCAACCCAAGCCUGUGGACUCUAAGCCCAAGCUGAAGCGCUCUCAGAGCUUUGGUGUGUCCAGUGCAAGCAGCAUCAAACAGAUUCUUUUAGAGUGGUGUCGCUCCAAAACUAUUGGGUAUCAGAACAUCGACAUCCAGAACUUUUCCUCUAGCUGGAGUGAUGGCAUGGCUUUCUGUGCCUUAGUGCACUCGUUCUUCCCCACUGAGUUCGAUUACAACACCCUCUCCCCUACAGAACGCAAACACAACUUCGAGCUGGCUUUCAGCACUGCAGAGAAGAAGGCUGGUUGUGACCGACUCAUUGAAGUGGAGGACAUGAUGGUGAUGGGCAGAAAACCUGACCCCAUGUGUGUCUUCACCUACGUCCAGUCUCUCUAUAACCACCUGCGCAAGUUUGAGUGAACCAUCUUUUAUCAUGUUUGAGACUUUGUGUCCUGAACCUAACUGCCAGAAGUGCUACACUGCCCCCUGUUGGACUGGAUGUGACUCAGCAUCAGUAAAAGAUGAAAAAUGAGAGGAUGAGGAGGGAUGCCUGUGUGACAUGCUCUCCUUUAAAAUGCCUCAUGUUUUGUGGUUAUGCUUUUAUCAGGAAAGGCCCAGAAAGCCUAUUUAUUUCCUUUUUUGUGUAUCUGCUAGUGAUAUUUCAGUACAAUGAACGUGGAUGCCGGUUUAAUGCGUCAAUGUAUUCAUACACAAGGCAAAGAAUUUGAAGGAAUUAAACUUGACAAUGCCAGACUGCAAAGACAAACUUUUUCACAACUCAGAGAUAGACAUGUACAGAAAAGCAUACAAUAUAUUCUAAGAAUUUAGACCACUUUUUUAUUUGCGUUUUAUUUAUCUUUAAUAAAAGCAUGGUUUCAAAUGUAGGUUUUCCGUAUUUUUGUCUAGUAUACAUGUCGGAAAACUUCACAAUUCUUGCCAAAGUCUUUACACCAAGAACAUCCAAGUGUGUUUUUGCUUCCAACACAACUGCCACCUGUUACAUGCUGUAGGUUUUGGUGAGAAUAAAGCUGGAUUCGUAGCAGUGGAUAUGACUUAGUAUAUGUUACACUUUUCAUCUUUUCAGCACGUUUCUUUCUGCAGUAUGCUUUUAUUUUCAGGUGCAAACAAGUCCACAUUUAAACUUCGUGGAGUUUGAUUUAUAUUAAAGAAUGCUCAGAUUGAA
Messenger RNA from Tachysurus vachellii, 2535 nucleotides. RefSeq names its product smoothelin, like (gene smtnl2). Gene Ontology annotation, cellular component: microtubule organizing center; filamentous actin. The transcript is spliced from 10 exons. The coding region runs from base 285 to 1772 and encodes 495 amino acids. The record is from RefSeq and is a predicted model, not a curated record. Gene Ontology annotation, molecular function: protein binding. Lineage: Eukaryota; Metazoa; Chordata; Actinopteri; Siluriformes; Bagridae. Gene Ontology annotation, biological process: actin cytoskeleton organization.